CGUCAACUAGCUUAUGUAAUCGAGGAUAUAGACUUGACUCUUGCAGCCUCGCUUUUUACUGCCUCUCUAUUUCUCUUUCUUUUUUUCUUUCUCUCUCUUUUUUUUCCCCUUUUCUUCUUUUCUUUUCUUUCUUUCCCUUUUUUUUUGUUUUUUAAGCUAAUGCUAAACAAACCACCUAAGCUACAGCUGCAUCCCCUGUCGGAUCUUCGAUCACGGCCACCAGAUCAGUCCUGUUCCGCUGAUUGGUUAGUUUCGCCGCUCAGGUACGGAGUACAUGUACCGACGGCGUUCAAUAUAGUACAGUCCGUCGGCCCCUAA
Molecule: messenger RNA, 318 nt
Organism: Rasamsonia emersonii CBS 393.64
Lineage: Eukaryota; Fungi; Ascomycota; Eurotiomycetes; Eurotiales; Trichocomaceae
Exons: 1
Source: RefSeq, a predicted model, not a curated record